Papilio xuthus (Asian swallowtail) is the source of this 641-nucleotide messenger RNA. RefSeq names its product pheromone-binding protein-like. The transcript has 3 exons. Bases 137 to 631 code for a protein of 164 amino acids. The record is from RefSeq and is a predicted model, not a curated record. Lineage: Eukaryota; Metazoa; Arthropoda; Insecta; Lepidoptera; Papilionidae. Gene Ontology annotation, molecular function: odorant binding.
CGCAGUGCAAGCAAAUUGUGUGGUACGAAACCAAUCGGGCGCAUUUGUUGCGGCGACGCCAGCCAUUUGUGUGCUGCGAGGACGAAUAAUUAAUUUUAGAAUAACGAGUUCUGCUGUAAAACUUGACUAUCUACAAAUGUGUGAGAUGCGGACGGCGGUGCUGCUGCUGGUGGUGGCGGCCGGAGCAGAUCAUCCCCCCAGCUCUGUCAUCAAUGAGAUCAGCAAACAGUUCGGCAGCAUGAUGCUGCACUGCGUGCAAUUGCUGUACCCGCAGACGGGCUACUUCCGCGACGUGCUAGAUUUCUGGAACCGUGACUUAAACAUCACGGGGCACACUUACCUGGGCUGCCUGGCGGCCUGCAGUUUGUUCAAGCUGCAGCUGCGCAACCGCGACGGCUCCCUCAACGACACAAACAUCACCAAAUUCCUACACCAGAACGGCGCCGUCGAGAAUGACGCGGCGGUGCUGCUGGACGUGUUCAAGACGUGUCAGAACGCCUCCAGCUCCGAGCGUAGUGCGUGCGUCGCGGGUCUCAAGACUAUGAUUUGCUUCCGAUCACAUAUAUACCGCCUCAACUGGACGCCGCAGUUCUACAGGGGCCCCUACGAAAAUGUACUGAAUGGCAAAUAAUAAAUCAGCA